GCCAAUCCUGACACAUUAUCUUCUCAUCCAAGCCGAGAGCGUGACCAGCUCACCCAGAUCAGAAUCCAGACCUCGUCAGAGAGCAUUCCCUUGUGCAUCUCGGCCUCUCCUUCCUCCCUUCCUCGCCCGCCCAGUCCUCUAACCAUCUUCUCCAAACGCCCGGAGAUGGUCUCGCUGCGAUGCACCACCGCGCACCACUCCCUCCUCGGCUCGCCGACCUGCCUCGCGCGCCCGCGGCGGCGGCCGUGCCCCGUCGUGCGCGCUGCCGUCGCCGUGGAGGCCGGCGCUCAGGCCAAGGUCUCACUCAUCCGGAUUGGGACGCGUGGGAGUCCUCUGGCUCUUGCACAAGCCCAUGAAACUCGGGAAAAACUGAAAGCCGCACACUCUGAGUUAGCUGAGGAGGGGGCUAUUGAGAUCGUCAUCAUAAAGACCACAGGAGACAUGAUCUUGGACAAACCCCUUGCAGAUAUUGGAGGCAAGGGUUUAUUCACCAAGGAGAUAGAUGAUGCACUCUUGCAGGGAAGGAUUGAUAUAGCUGUGCACUCUAUGAAAGAUGUUCCAACAUAUCUACCUGAAGGCACAAUAUUGCCCUGUAACCUCCCACGAGAAGAUGUAAGAGAUGCAUUCAUAUGCUUGACUGCAAAUUCGCUCGCGGAGCUUCCUGCUGGCAGUGUUGUUGGAAGUGCUUCCUUGCGGAGACAAUCUCAGAUUCUCUACAGAUAUCCAUCACUGAAAGUAGUUAACUUCAGAGGAAAUGUUCAGACACGGUUAAGGAAACUCAAGGAAGGAGAUGUGUCUGCUACAUUGUUGGCGCUGGCUGGAUUAAGGCGGCUAAAAAUGGCAGAAAAUGCAACAGCUGUACUAUCAGUGGAAGAAAUGCUUCCGGCAGUUGCCCAAGGUGCUAUUGGAAUCGCUUGCCGAAGCAACGAUGACAAAAUGAUGGAGUAUCUGUCCUCGUUGAACCACGAGGAUACCAGACUAGCUGUCACAUGCGAAAGAGAAUUCUUGGCAGUUCUUGAUGGCAACUGCCGAACUCCAAUUGCGGCCUAUGCUUACCGUGACAAGGACGGGAACUGCUCAUUCCGGGGCCUACUGUCUUCACCAGACGGAUCUAAAGUAUUUGAGACGGCAAGAAGUGGACCGUACUCUUUCGACGACAUGGUCGAGAUGGGCAAAGACGCUGGCCACGAGCUGAAGGCGAAGGCUGGGCCUGGCUUCUUCGAUAGCCUUCAAUGAACAGAAUGUGCGGCCAUGCGCGAUUUCAGUUGGCACCCUUUCGGUUGAAAACGAGGGCCAAAGUAGGUUGUUGAGGGGUUUGUUUUUGUUUCUUCUUUUUUUCUCCUACUACUAGUUCCUGCUAGAGCCUUGUACUACCACUCAUGUUGAGCAGCCCCAUUCAGCUUUUGUUGUUUCUCAUGUUCUUUUAGCACUCUGGGUUAGAGAGAGCCGGUAUCUGCACAGCUAUGUUGUGUCGAAGUUGAUGUGACUCUGCAGAUAGUUGUUGUUUCAAGAAUAUUUGAGCGAGCUCAUGAUAACCAUGGGAGUAAGAUUCGAUGUUCCUAUUCUUCGGAAAAUUAGCCUUGUUGAUUGAUUCUCA
This is a messenger RNA of Zea mays, 1597 nucleotides long. RefSeq names its product camouflage 1. Gene Ontology annotation, molecular function: hydroxymethylbilane synthase activity. NCBI's taxonomy places the organism in Eukaryota, Viridiplantae, Streptophyta, Magnoliopsida, Poales, Poaceae. The coding region runs from base 166 to 1236 and encodes 356 amino acids. Gene Ontology annotation, cellular component: cytoplasm. Gene Ontology annotation, biological process: heme biosynthetic process. The record is from RefSeq and is marked validated. The transcript has 5 exons.